This is a messenger RNA of Amoebophrya sp. A120, 4426 nucleotides long. The record is from the annotation of a GenBank genome assembly. NCBI's taxonomy places the organism in Eukaryota, Dinophyceae, Syndiniales, Amoebophryaceae.
GCACCCCCGGUGAACAUGUUUUCUGUAUUCACCAAUUUUUUUCCGCUUUGCGCAUUAGACCCGGGAGAAUCUACUUACUUACGUACGUGCCCCACCUGCAGUUCCGGAGCUCCCUAUUCUUCAUUCGAGCGAAAUGGCCACAUAAAGAUGAAACAUUCAAACCGGACAACCGUCGACCCUGGCGGGCCCCCUCCGCAAGCAGCUGCGUUAGGAAUGGACGAAUAAGUUUCUCCUUCCGCUGUUUUGGGUCCUCAUCCUCUUUCUCGUCUUCCGGUUCUUCUUGUUUGGCACCAGGAGAAAUUGAACACCGUUUUUGUCGUGAACAAAACCAAACGCAAAAGCAUGGUUUUUGGUUGGAUCGCGGCCGCUUCUCGUGGCGUCUGGGAGCGGACGAAAAAGGCGGUGGGCGGUCGGGGGUUUGACGUCGUCGCCUUCUGCGCCGGGGGCACGUCAGACCGACUGGUGAUUGUCGAGUUUCUCGGGAAAGAAUUUGAUUUCAUGGAUGCGCUGAACGACGGGAAUUCCCCCGAACAGGGAGCUUCGUCGAAAAUAGACGCGGAGCGAUUUCGGAAAGCGUUUCAAACGCGCGUCGUGUUCCCCUACCGUUACAACAUCGAGGAUCUUUACGACAACGACGGCUAUCAAAUCUCCGGCGACGCGGGUUUCGGCUGCAUGAUCCGCGUGAUGCAGAUGAUGGUCGGGGAGGCGGUCCGGCGGGUGGACCACAGCAUCUUCGUGAAGAAGCAAAAUUCGAAGAAGCAAAUGGAGGAGGACAUGUCUGACGUGGAAGAUGAGAUCGACGAGGAGGAUUUCGUUUCCUUGUUCUACGACCGCCCCACAGCGCCCUUCAGCAUUCACAACUUCUGCAAGGUCGGAAACGAGAAACUCUCAAAACCGCCGGGGACCUGGUUCGGCCCAACGAGCUCUGCGCAAGUAGCCGCGAAGUUGAUCAACAAGUGUCCGGUGGACCUGGACUUGCGGAGCGUGUGCUUCUCUGACGUAUGGGUUGUAAAAGUCUCCGGGUCUGGAAGAGACGGGGCUUGUCAUGCACAUUUUGCAUGACCCGACAGGUUUGUGAUGCUGGUGCUAGUAGCAUCACAGAUUUUUUGAGAGCUUCUUGCUGCUAAUUACGCAUGACAAAUGCGUUCUCCGCGUGCCGAGAACUGACUCCUUUUGCUGCUCAUGCAACACAGAUAUUUCUAGAAUACGCAGACAGCAUUACAAGUUCCACUCUUCCAGACCCAGACAUAUUUGCAUUUGAUAUGACGGGCCGGUGUACGAAGAUGUGUUGCGGUCCAUGUUCACUUCGAGUAGAGCAGCGGGGGACAAUGUGGUGGUUGGGUCAAAUCUAUCCUGUGCAAAAGCAUCGCACUAGUAGUAGCAAUUGCAUUACAAAUUUGAAAUUUGCUUGGUAUGAUUACAAAUGAAAUUUGUAAUGCUGUUUUACCUUAAAAAGGAGAUUUGUCAUGCAUAGCAGCAAUCACUACGAGUGCGAUACUUUUGCACAGGAUAAAAUCUCCCGCAGAGCAAUUUGGAAUCCAUGUACACUGUAUCAAAUGUAUAUGUAAAAAUGUCUGGGUCUGGAAUAAUGCAAUUUGGCAUGCUAAAUCUGAAGCAUGCAAAAAUCUGUGUUGCAUGAUUACCAAAAGUCGUCCAGUUUUGACCAAGUCGGGAGGCAGUUUCUCAUGCAGGAUAGGCAUGAGAAAGAUCCCACAGAAUCUGUCAUGCUAGGCCCUGCAUUCCAGACCUCAUGGGUCAUGGGAAAGCUGCAUGACAAAUCUGACAAUCUUCCAGACCCAGGCACUUUUGCAAUGCAUACACUGCGGGGGCAAACAGUAGUGGACCUUCGCUCGCAGAGAGAAAACAAUCACUAAAAGCACGCGCUAGGGGGGAGGGGUCAACAGUUACGCCAAUAGAACACCAUCAAGCUCCUGGAAGUAGUAGUGGUUCCUAUAAUUACAACAACGAUAAUUUUUCCAAUAGCACAACAGCUGCGGGAUCCUCGAACGACUACAACAAUAUCGAUGCGGGGGAGGAUGAUCAAGAUCCAUACUUUAUCCUGAGUAAAAACAUCCCCACCCCGGAGUUGUCAUGCAGAUUUGCAAUUGCAGGAAGAUUUGUCAUGUGCAUCCCCAUGAGAGGCAUUUCCAAUCGUGUUUUGGAAUUUCUGAUGCUGGAAACAGGAUGGGCAGAUGGGUUUGUGAUGCGGCUGAACUUGCGUCACUACACUACACUGCAGAGAGGAACUUGCCAUGCGUGACUCCCAAAGCUUCUGGAUUUGUGUUGCGAGAUCCCCAUCUUGACUUGUGUGUGGGGACGUUUUUACUCACAAUUCAGUUCGGGAGUGAAGAUGAGGCUGCGGAACAGGAUGCACUCGGCAUAGACUACACGAGAUACACCACCAUGCAGCAGAAGGCUUUAUCAAAUGCAAAAAUGUCUGGGUCAUGUAGGAGAUUCCGAGAUUUGGCAUGCAGUUUUUCCAAGCUCCCCCACGUCUGGAAUGCAGGGCCUAGCAUCACAGGUUCUGCAGCUCCUUGGUGAUGCGUAUUCUGCAUGAGAAAUGCCCUCUCAGCAUGGCCAGAAGUGGGCGCGAUCUUUAGCACGUUAUGCAUCACAGAUCUUUGUAGUAUCCGAAGCACGCAUCACUAGUUCGGAUCCUUCCAGACAUCCGGGGAUAUUUGCAGUUGAUAGGCUUUGCAGCGGAACAGAAAACACGUCACCGCGGACUUGGGCUACGGAUACGCGGACUACGAUGGGAACUACUACGCGCAACAAGUAGAAAUACUACGGCAGCAAGGUAAAAAUAUAAGCAGCAAUAGACACAACUACGGACGACCCCACCACCGACCGGUUGGGUUUGAAGGCGAGGCCUCGGGCGCGGCACCUAGUAGUAGUUCUUCGUCAAAACAAAAACAAAAAGCCCCGACGUCAGCAGCACCAGCAUCCAAUUCUACUUCCUCACCAAAAAACAAAUCCGCUGACAUGUCGCACGCCAGCGGCACACCGGCGGUGCAGAGGCAACAGAGAAAACGACACACGCACGUGCUCUUCUGGGUGUGCCGGCAACUGGGGUAUGACGAGUCGAACAAGCAACUGCAAUACCAAUCCGCACUGUCCGCCCUCUUCCGCCUACCGGAGUUCAUCGGUAUCGGAUCCGGCAACGAGGGCGCCUCCGCGCACUGGUUUACCGGGUGUGUUUUUAGCACCGAUCCGCAGCAAAACACCACCGAACAACUCCUCUACUUCGACCCCCACUGCAUUGUUCUCGAUGCGCUGCAGAAAACCACGCAGGCGAACGGGUCCGAUACCGUUCCUAUGAACUGCAAAAGUAUCGUACUAGUAUAAAUUGCAUUACAAAUUCACUUAGCGUUACAAAUCAAAUUUGUAAUGCGGAUUUUCCUUAGUAAAGAGAUUUGUAAUGCAUAAACGCAAUUUGUACGAGCGCGAUACUUUUGCACAGGAUAGCUCCCGACUACACCGACAUGGAGCGACGGGCUGAUAUGGAAGCGUCAGGUUUGAAAUCGACAAAGUUGAAGUGAUUUGUCAUGCAUAAAAUGCAAGGCAUGAAAUGCCUGUCUUGCCGGGAUGGCAAGUGAGGCCGAUUGUGAGCCUGUUUAGGGUUUGAGAUAGAGCUGCUCUAGUAGCAUGACAAAAUACGCCUUCUGUCCCUAAACAGCAUGACAAAUUGGAAUCCGGUGCUCGGAAAAUUUGCCAUGCGCCGCUUGGAUAUUGGGCUUCCAACUGGUAUCGGCUUUAUGCAUGACAAACUAUCUCAACUUUGUCGAUUUCAAUCCUGGCACUUCCCAUAACCGAUCUCUCCGGGAAGUGUUGCGGGUCCCUAGGUUUCGACCAGAUCAACAGUUCGCUGUGUCUCGGCUUUCUCGUUGGCUCGUGGGAACACUGGAAGGUAUUGAAGUCGAGGUUAGCGAAAAUUGAGAACGGGUUGGACUUGAUCGAAGUGAUGCCGACGAAGCCGAAGCCGCACAGUGGGAGUAUGAGCACCGGGAAGGAGCAUGGAGCAGACGACGACUGGCUGGUUGCAUGAGGAAUCGGAUUUAGGUCGUGUUGGCUGUUUGGCAUGAUUAUACCAGACGGAGGGGAGCUGGAGAUAGUUUCGUUUGGUGAUGAUCGAAAGCUGAGCAGGAGAACAGGCCGCUUGUUUUGAAACAAUGCAGAUCCACCUUCUUCUUCUGGUCGUGUCGUUUACACACAUAGAGACUGCGCGCCUUAUUCAUAGUCAUGCAGAUAUUAGGCCACUUAUGCUGAUUCCUUUGUGUCGACGAAUAGGUUUUGGCUUUGAUGAAUACGAUGGAUAUCACUGUUAAUGUAAAAAAAGGCAAAGGAGAGCUUCAGAAGAUUUUGAAUCCGCAUUCUUUGGCUCAUCUGAAUUCUAUCGCAGUGCUCGCACUAUUUCCACCAAGAAGAC